Molecule: messenger RNA, 1839 nt
Organism: Panicum hallii
Lineage: Eukaryota; Viridiplantae; Streptophyta; Magnoliopsida; Poales; Poaceae
Product: shaggy-related protein kinase alpha-like
Exons: 13
Coding region: 238-1470 (410 amino acids)
Biological process (GO): signal transduction; protein phosphorylation
Cellular component (GO): cytoplasm
Molecular function (GO): ATP binding; protein serine/threonine kinase activity
Source: RefSeq, a predicted model, not a curated record
CCUUUCUUUCCCCGGCGUCGCCUCCCUCCCUUCUUCUUCCAUUCCGCCCCCCUCUCUUCUUCAAUCCUCCCCGCGCCGGAGUUGGAGGGAGAGGGGAGACGCUUUCCGCCGCCAACCCAGCGGCCCAGGUCGCCGAUCCGCGCGCCGAGCCGAUCCGGUUGAUCAAACACAUCACUGUCUUUAGGGAAGCCCUUUGAACAGUAGUUUGUGCCGCAAAUCAGAUAAUUCUGUCACAGCAUGGCCUCGGCAGGGGUGACACGCUCUUCUUUGGGAUUUCAGAAUGACACAAGUUCUAGCAGUGAUGCAGAUCGACUUCCGAACGAGUUGGGCAAUAUGAACAUUAGGGAUGAUAAGGACAUUGAAGAUAUUGUAGUCAAUGGCAAUGGGACAGAGCCUGGUCAUAUCAUAGUGACUAGCAUUGAUGGGAGAAAUGGGCAGGCAAAGCAGACCAUUAGCUACAUGGCGGAACGUGUGGUAGGUCAUGGGUCCUUCGGGACUGUUUUCCAGGCCAAGUGUCUGGAAACUGGUGAGACUGUAGCUAUAAAGAAGGUUCUUCAAGACAAGAGAUAUAAGAACCGUGAGCUGCAAACUAUGCGAGUGCUUGACCACCCAAAUGUGGUUGCUCUGAAGCAUUGUUUCUUUUCAAAGACUGAGAAGGAGGAGCUUUACCUCAAUUUGGUGCUAGAGUAUGUGCCAGAGACUGCACAUCGUGUCAUUAAACAUUAUAACAAGAUGAACCAGCGCAUGCCUUUGAUAUAUGCGAAACUUUAUAUGUAUCAGAUUUGUAGAGCUUUGGCAUACAUUCAUAACUGCAUCGGAGUGUGCCACAGGGACAUUAAGCCGCAAAAUCUCCUGGUGAAUCCUCAUACUCAUCAGCUGAAAUUGUGCGACUUUGGCAGCGCGAAAGUUCUGGUAAAAGGAGAACCAAAUAUUUCUUACAUCUGUUCUAGGUACUACAGAGCUCCAGAGCUCAUAUUUGGUGCUACUGAAUACACAGCAGCAAUUGAUGUUUGGUCUGCUGGCUGUGUCCUUGCUGAGCUGCUUCUAGGGCAGCCUCUAUUCCCUGGAGACAGUGGCGUUGAUCAACUUGUUGAAAUCAUCAGGGUUCUGGGCACACCAACACGUGAAGAAAUCAAGUGCAUGAAUCCAAAUUAUACUGAGUUUAGAUUCCCGCAAAUCAAAGCUCACCCAUGGCAUAAGAUUUUCCAUAAAAGGAUGCCUGCUGAAGCAGUUGAUCUUGUGUCCAGGCUUCUGCAGUACUCACCUAAGCUUCGGUCUACUGCAUUGGAAGCAUUGAUCCAUCCAUUCUUUGAUGAACUUCGGGAUCCAAACACACGCUUACCAAAUGGCCGUUUCCUUCCACCUCUCUUCAACUUCAAGCCCCAUGAGCUGAAAGGUGUGCCAAUGGACUUUCUGGUGAAGCUGAUCCCAGAGCAUGCACGGAAGCAAUGCGCCUUUGUAGGAUGGUGAUCUGUAACUGAGAGGAUGGCUUGAAGAUUAGUUAAGGACCAAAUUGAUGUCUGUUAGAAACCAGUGGAGACCGACAUUGCCUGUUGUGCUAUAAGAUGGGCAAUGUGUGAUUUUUUUGUCCGAGAUUAUCACCCCCCUCACCCCCACAAAGGAAAACAAGAUGUUGUCAAUGUAACCAGAUUGUCUGCCGUUCUGUAAAGUAUUAGAAGAGUGUUGGAGCAUGCCCCCAGAGUCUCAUGUAUCAGUCUCUGCUGAAUUCAGUUUGCCUGAUUUGUACUAGCACCAUGCAAGGAUGCACCCUUUGUAUGACGAUGUUCGGUCCACCAUUGUCUUGGAUCGAGGCUAUUCAUUCAUUUGUACUCAUUGUGC